Molecule: messenger RNA, 802 nt
Organism: Desarmillaria tabescens
Lineage: Eukaryota; Fungi; Basidiomycota; Agaricomycetes; Agaricales; Physalacriaceae
Exons: 4
Coding region: 352-663 (103 amino acids)
Source: RefSeq, a predicted model, not a curated record
AUAAGAAACAGGAUUCAUCAUUGUGCUACGAUUCCUAGUUCACGAUGGUUAAAGAAGGUUAUCAAAAGCACGAGUCCUUCACAUACGUGUCGCUAUCCUCCUUCCGACGCGCAGGGAGCCUUACCAGCCCUGCAAUACCAUCUGCGUUCAAAUCAGGCUGCUGGCUCUUCGUUCUUGUCUUCUUCCCAUUUCAAUAUCCACCAGCUGCUGCUGUGAACCGUUUGCUAGUGCAAAAAAGUUUAGCCCUAGCGUACUGCAUAACGGCGAUUCCAGUGCCGAGAAUAUCAACCAGUGCGGAAUGGAACUGACAAGGAACGCGACCAUAACUCACCCAUAUGCUAUAACGUGACUAUGUUAGUUCGACUCAUUACCGGCUUGGCGCUUUCGGUAGUCCUCAUUAGCGUCGAUACCACCGUCGCCGGUGCUGUAUGCUCCGGCUCAUAUGCGUGUGAUAGUAGUGAUCGGUACAUCAAUUCAUGCAAAUGGGGAAGUGAUGUAUGCGUGCGAAGCUUUGAUGGACACCCAAAGACACUAGAAGGUCGGAGUAAUUUCAUGAAGGUGGAAAUUCUUUGCUUUGGCCAUAAUGCAUAUGUGAUACUGGCUACGCAUCAAUCCGGUCUUCCGUGGACAUCUCUGCACCCAUUAUCACGGUCUGAGGCUUGAAUUAAUAUCGUCGGAGUAUUUUAGUGCUUGAUAGUACAUUUAUUUAUAUAAUGCAUGGAAUCUUGAUUACUAGCCUACGUGUCGAUACGAGUGAUUUCAGUUAUCAGUAGAGUAGUGUUGCCUUCUCGGAAAGAGAGCC